Babesia bigemina is the source of this 3217-nucleotide messenger RNA. RefSeq lists its product as hypothetical. Lineage: Eukaryota; Apicomplexa; Aconoidasida; Piroplasmida; Babesiidae. The annotation marks the transcript as partial. The transcript has a single exon. The record is from RefSeq and is a predicted model, not a curated record.
AUGGAAGACAAGCCGGUUACAGAGCAAUUGGAGAACUGGCAAGGCAUUGCCGGUUUGUACGUUCAAGAUGUUAAGAAAUGCGUGAAAGCUUUGAUGCACAUCGAUAAUAAUCUUUUAAACAAAUUAACGCCCAAAUGUGAAUUAAUAAAGAAGGUUGUCGAUAAUUUUUGGACGUCGAUGACUGACGUUGAUGUGAGUGACUCCGUAGAGGAGCUUGACAGCAAAUUCGAUCAACAGCGCAGAGAUGUUAAAAAUAAUAUUGCUGCAAAAAUUGGUGAAUUCCAUAGUAAGUUGAAUAUCAAACUUGAAGAUAUUCGUAAACAAAUUGAACACAUUAGGCAGACCAAAAACGCUCAGAUAAGUGCAAUUCACAGAGCCGUGUCAGAAGCUCUGCAGUUGGCUGAGACGUUAAUAGAUGGCAAAACGCAGAAUUAUGAAAACAAUUAUCAGAAUUAUAUAUCUCGAAAUUUUGACGAAAUAAAAACUGAGGUUGAGGAGUUCACUAAGAACGAUGGUGCAGGCAUAAAAUCGAGACUUUGGAGUGAAUUCGACACCCUUCAAGGCAAACUUCGAAGCCUUAAUACGGAUGUUCAACAUGGUUUAGAUGCGUUGAAAAAGGAAAUCGAAGAGCUUGACAUUGGUUCUCUCGUAAGCGAUGCGUUAUCAGAGCUCGAAGAGGCCAAAUCUGAACUUCAUGAAUGCUGUAUUCGGCCGAUUAAGGAGGCAGCGGAAAACUUCAGCCUUCAAUAUAAGAAUGGAUCUAAAGAGAAAAUCGAGACACUGUCUACGCAGUUGAGAUCUUUCAGAGAAGCUAUCUACGGUGAGGGAGGAACAACCGUGGAACCUAAAUCGGAUUCCAUCGCCAAGUUCAUUGCUGACUUAAUUAAGGCGAUAGGUAUUAGUGAUGAGGAUGACGAACUCAGCGCCCUUGAACAAGCACUCAUCGCAUUCGAAAAAGAGGCAGAGAGACAGAUCCAAGAAGUAGCGAAUAAAGCGGUGGACGAUGCCGGUAGACAAAUAAGUAAGAAUGAUACAGCGACGCCUGCUGACGUCGAGAAAAAAAUGAAGCUCUUCCACGAUUCCCAUCAGGCAUUGCAAAAUGUUGUCAAUGAUAUUAAUGUGCAACUUGAAGCUUUAAAAGCAAUAUCACAAUUCGUAGCAACACAGCAAUCAAAAUCGACGCAAAAGUUGAUCGAUUUGAAGAAGGAGAUAACGGGAAUAAAAGCGGCAAUCGCAAAUAUCAAUCAGCCUAUUAAAGUCGCGGGAGAGACAUUCAACUCCGCUGUCCAGCUGCUCACCAAAUCACUGACAAACGCUCAACGAACCGUGGACACUGAUCUGCCGGUGCUUACAAACGCCUUACAAGAACGGGCGAAGGAAGCAUUCGAUGACCUCGAAGGUGCUUUAAAGAAGACAUUUAAUGCGCAGAAGAAGGCUGAACUGAAGGUGACGCAACAUAUUGUCGCAACAUGUAUUCCUGAAAUCAAAAAGCUCAUCGCCACUGACUUCAGCACAGGCCUCAAAGGUCUCAUGAACAGGCUUCACAGUACCUUCAAUAGACAUAACCUCCAAAAUGUGUCCAAUGUAUCACUCGAAAUAUUCUCAAACAAAGCCAAAGAAUUCUUUACUAAAUUCUUUAACGACUUCAAAGACCAGCCCGACCUCUCCGACCUCUCCCCUGACCGUCUCACCCCCCUCACCGACGCCCUCUCCGCCCUCCUGUCCACAAUGCACACCCAACGCCACUUCCACGCCGACGUCUCCCUGCGCCUCGCCGAACUCCAAGCCGCGCUCGCCACCCUCACCCCCUCCGGUUUCGCCGAGGCCUCCCCGCUGCUCAACGUCGUCAGGGCCGGCGUCACCGCGUUCCACGGGGAGCUCGCGAAGCAGUACGUCAGCAGGUACUCGGGGGAGACGUUUGGCGCUGAGCUCGUCGAAAAAGAUAAAUUAACGCCGUACGGAACCAAGUUAAGUAAGCUUUUCCUGAGCGUAGUUUCGACCUUAAGGUCUUCGUUGGCUUCUCUGAGACGAGGUUCCAGAAAUCUUAGCGGACAACAAGCAACCGCUUUUAGUGACCUCGCAAGACUCGUCGCCGAUCAAGGCUACGAUGUUUGCGACUCCACAACUGAACAAAAUGGAGAAGUAAAAAGACACUUGACUGGUAAAGGAAUACAAAUGUACCUUGUAGGCAACGACUAUAAUCAUGUGUACCAUACAGACAACAACGUUAGACGACCACUCGAAAAUAUGUACAUUUACCUUAACGAUUACUACAAAAUCGGUCACAUAGCUACUUCAUCGUCAAAGAGACGCCCGUGUUCCAUAUACGAGAUGCUCUGUUGGCUGUCUGGUCUGCCUUGCAAUGACGUCUAUGAGGAUCUAUGGCGUGACGCUGUCAGCGAGCUAUUCGUCGAUCCUAAGAACCAGCCAACUGAGAACGGUGACAUUCCCGUGACCGUUGUCAGCGAGCAACCACCCCGUCGACCACCACUAAAAAUUGAGUGUAACGAAGCACAGAUAGCAGUGAAGCGCCUGUGUUCCAGAGCAUAUGACGUGCUGACUGAGAUCAUCGGCUACGGCGACGCAUACACAAUUUAUGCCGUUGACCUCUGCAAUAACUCGCUUAAUCUACAUUAUCCAACUGAUGCUGCCAGUUGCCUGGAACUAUUGCUGGACAUCCUACGCAGAUUGUUACCAGUCUUCAGAUUUUUGCAUAGCCAGUGUAAGCUUGGAACUAAGCAUUUCGGUUGGUCAAAUUGUCUGUACGGCAAGGAUAUCUUGAACGGUAAAUCGCAUUGUGAUAAGCAUCCAGAUGACAAGCAAACCGACUGCCUGCCCAGAUCACCGCUUCAAGCGUACCUAAGUGACACGUUAACCGGCCAUCUACCUCACCACGUUACUUCAAUCGGAUGCAAAUCCGUAUGCAGCAAUUGCCCCAAGGGCCUCCCCGGACAGCCGUGUCUGACGCCCCUUGGCUUUAGGGGUUUCUCUGGGAGUACGAAGCCAGGUAAACACCUAUCCAAAGUGCUAACCAAUUUCUUCGACAAACUAGAUGUCACACCGAUAUUCGGUCUAAUGACCAAACCACCAUCCACUUUGCCAGAACACUUCCAGUUCGCGUUGUCGUUGUCCAAUAUGCUAAAGAAUGACGGCUCUCGUACAAAUGACGUCAAAACAGCCUUCGACACAUCAGCCAGGGAAGAGUCCAUCGAUCUAU